This is a messenger RNA of Nilaparvata lugens (brown planthopper), 3558 nucleotides long. RefSeq names its product sodium-independent sulfate anion transporter. Gene Ontology annotation, molecular function: sulfate transmembrane transporter activity. Lineage: Eukaryota; Metazoa; Arthropoda; Insecta; Hemiptera; Delphacidae. Gene Ontology annotation, cellular component: membrane. The record is from RefSeq and is a predicted model, not a curated record. The coding region runs from base 255 to 1994 and encodes 579 amino acids. Gene Ontology annotation, biological process: transmembrane transport. The transcript has 12 exons.
AGUCUAGUACAACCGAGUCGCUCAGUCGGCUUUAGCCUCUCUCGCCAAUCGGUGUGUUUUCAAAUACGGCCUUGUUUCUGAUAUAAACAUCCGUUUGUUUUAUUGACUGUAACACGACAACGUUGACUUUCGCGCGUUAUGGUGGCAGCCUAUCAGCGCUGAUGUCGGCUUUGGCUCAUUUGCAUAUUUGGAUUAGCAGGGCGAACCGCUUCUUUCAAAGCAGCUGACUCCAACAACUACCAAACCACAGUGAGAUGGGGAAAUCGGACAAAAGGUAUGGACUGGUAAAGAGACACCUUCCUAUACUAAGAUGGCUGCCAGAAUACAAUUUGGAAAAGGGUAUUGCCGAUGCCAUAUCAGGCGUGACGGUUGGGCUGACUGUUAUGCCACAAGCUCUGGCUUAUGCUACAUUGGCUGGUCUUGAUCCACAGUAUGGACUGUACAGCUCGUUCAUGGGCUGUAUAAUCUACAUGGUUCUGGGCAGCUGCAAGGACAUCACGAUUGGCCCCACCGCUCUGAUGUCGCUCAUGACCUACCAGCAAGUCAUCGGCAAAAACCCUGACUUUGCAAUUCUCCUCUGUCUGCUCACUGGCUGUGUUCAAGUUCUUAUGGGCAUCUUACAUUUAGGCGUACUUAUAGACUUUAUAUCCAUUCCUGUGACGGUGGGAUUUACUUCUGCAACUUCUGUGAUAAUAGCAGUAUCUCAAUUGAAAGGACUUCUAGGCCUAUCCUUUUCGUCGUCUGGCUUUUUGGAUACCCUGAAGAAGGUCUACUUGAAUAUUCAUAAGACUCGCUUCUGGGACACCACUCUCGGUCUAUCCUGCAUCCUGAUUCUGCUACUUAUGAGGAAAAUGAAGGAUUUAAAAUUUAAUGCAGCUUCAGCAUCCCAACAAGCAACUGUGAGCAGAAUACUGUGGCUGCUGUCUAUAUCAAGGAAUGCUCUCGUAGUGGUUGUUUGUUCAGCUGUUUCCUAUCACUUCCAUUCGUUAGGAAGUGUGCCUUUCAUUCUAACAGGACCUGUAAGGCCAGGAUUACCUCCCUUCCAGCUGCCCCCAUUCACCACCGAAUACAACAACCGAACGCUGUCAUUUGUUGAAAUGUGCUCAGAGCUCGGCUCGUCUAUAGUGCUCGUUCCAGUGAUUGCUGUACUCGGGAAUGUAGCAAUUGCUAAAGCGUUUGGUGAGUUCUUCGGUUUACUUAUAAUUUUGGCACUGUGGCAACUGACUCCUUACUUCUAUUUCAUUCCUAAAGCAUCUCUGGCUGCAGUCAUCAUAUGCGCUGUCAUUUUCAUGAUUGAGUAUGAAGUGGUGAAACCCAUGUGGCGUUCUAGUAGAAAAGACCUGAUUCCGACUAUUGCCACGUUCAUACUAUGCCUGAGCGUUGGUGUGGAAAUCGGAAUCCUGAUAGGCGUUGGAGUGAACAUAGUGCUUCUCAUUUAUCCUUCGGCUCGGCCCAGCCUCAACGUUGAGAAGACUUUGACAAGCCACGGGCAAGAAUACCUCCUGGUAACCCCCGACAACAGCCUCUACUUUCCGGCAGUUGACUUCAUGCGAAGCAAAGUUGGCAAGGUGGGUGUGAAAAUGGGAUCCAGCCAUCUGCCGGUGGUCAUCGACUGUCGAUACAUUCUGGGAGCUGACUUCACUGCUGCUAAGGGGAUUGCUGCUCUCAUCAAAGACUUCAACCAACGUAAACAACCAAUCUACUUCUACAACCCUAAGCCAUCCGUCCUAGCAGUUCUCAAAGGAGUAUGUCUCGACUAUUUCAUACAUUUACAAACUAAGGAGGAAUUAUAUAGGGUACUUGAAGAGCACAAACUUCAGAAGGAUAAGUUGCAAGACGAAUCGAGAGCAGUGUCGCUGGAUUUGGAGAUGAAGAGCGACUGCCAGAGAAGACGCCAUCACCAAUCAGCUGAUCACGAUGAUCCGAUCUGCAGCGAUCCGCUGCUAGAACCUCUAGCCAAGAUGGCCCCCAUCAUCCGGCCAUCACAACUCUGAUGUGUGCCUCUUCAACUCACUGCACAAGGAAUAAUAAUGGCAUCCUUAAUAUAAGAAACAGGUGUCAAGACAUUUGCUACUAAUCGUUAAGUAGACGUUUUUUGACUUAUCAUUGGUUCCUUUCCAAUGCACAAUGGAAUGAAUAUUAUUCAGAAUAGUGUGUUAAUAUUAGGCUAGGCAACUCACAAUAUCAGUCAUUGAAAUUAGACAUGUCUUCAUAAGCAACUAUGUGAAGUAUUGUGACUGAACGUGUCUGAUCAUGUCUUAUCUUGUCAGAAAGCAGGGGUCAGGACAUUUGCUACUAAUCGUUGAGUAGACGUCUUUUGACUUAUCAUUGGUUACUUUCCAAUGUGCAAUGGAAUGAAUAUUAUUCAGAAUGGUGUGUUAAUAUUAGGCUAGGCAACUCACACUGAUUAUUCAUUGCAAUUAGACAUGUCUUCAUAAGCAACUAUGUGAAGAAUUGUGACUAAACGUGUCUGAUCAUGUAUUGUCUUGACUAACUGGUGAGUGCCUAGCCUGACAGUAUUAAGGCUGUUCAGUACACUUUUUUCAUGAUUUAAAUUGCAUAAUCUUUUUAAAUAUAUUUGUUAAGAUCAUUAUAAGAGUGAGAAAAAGUGGCAACUGAAAUUUUUAAGUGGUCUAAUAAGCGAGUUAUGGGUUGUUGAAGUGCUAACUUUCCAGAUUCCGUUAUCUUUCCAGAUCAUAAACGGUUUCGACUAUAUUAUUAGAACUUCUCUUAAAAAUUCAAAAAAUGUAUCUUUCCAAACUAAAAAAUUUUAUUCCCCAUAUCGUUCAUAAAUAAAAAAGUAACAUUUUUUGUAAAUUCGAUAACUUGUUUAUUUUGGCAUUAAUCGCGAAAAAAUGCAUAUUAGGACAAAGCCAAUGAUGUACUGAGGGUCAGUUGCACGUCCGUCUGUUAAAUAUGGACAUUUAUGUCGAUUAACAAAUCAGCGUUAGUUUUACGGAUUCAUUUCUGUUCCACCAAGAUCGGUUAGUUUUUAAUCCCGAUUAAGUUUACCGGUUAACUAACCAAGAUUUUCACGGUUUCACAAUCCGGCAACACUGUAAUUUUAACUGACACAAAAUAAUUAACCCCUUCACUCCUGAAUUAAUGUGAAUUUUGGAAAAAAAUAUUUUCUCAUUCUAAAAUUACUUAAAAUAUCAUUAGAUAUCUAUAUAAACCAUUUCUUGCUAUUUUUCAUUAUUUUUAAUUGAAAUCCAGCAUGGUCAUAAUUAUGACCAAUUCUACUCAAGUGGCAAGGGGAGAUAUCAAUAAGAACAGCAGUAUCAAUGAUAGUACAAACAUUAUAAUUGACAUUCUCAUAAGAUUACAAACCAAUAUGAUGUACAAUUUAAUCUGGUACAUUGUCAAGAAUUGAAAUAUCAACAGAACGACAAUAAUAUUAUAAAAAAGAAAAAUUUACCAUUUGAAAUAUAUUGGUUGGAAAUAUUAGGCCAAAAUUUUUGACAAGUGAACAUGAUAGGACAGAUAUACCUAACUAUGAUAAUAAACAAAGUAUGAGGAUGUAGUAAACAAAAUACAAUGUAUAAUUGAAUAUAAUAA